AUGCAACGUGGCCCUGCUUCAGGUGGUCCGCGGGAGGGGCCUCCACGCCAGCGCUGGGAAGGCUGCUGGGGCCUCCACACCUGCCUCAUCACGGCGGCGAGGCUACGACAAUCCGGCUGGGAGCAUGACCUUGGCGUCUGUUCUGGGAGCACAGAUGAUAAGCUCUGGAAGCUGGCAGUGUGUAAAGCACUGGCAAGUUUGUUAGUGUUAAAAUGUCAAAUACCAAUGCUUUAUAUCGACGCGAAGUGCUUAACACAGCCGGGCUUGGGGGCAGUCAGGAGGAAGCUGGCCAUCCGUGGAGGAGGGGCCGUUCCUGGCCUCCGGCAGGAUUCCUCUGAUGCAGGCCCUGAAGUCUGUACACGUGGUCCAGAUUUGUCCUUGUCUUUUCUUCACACUGAGUUCUCUAUAUUUAUUGAACAUCUUGUCCUUUUAAGCCAGAGUAGUGUAAACUGCGUCUCGGAUGUCUGUCUUUUGUCUCGAAGCCACGAUGGAUCGCUGGUUUCCUCUGCAGCGCGAGGGCUCCGGCGACCAGAGGAUUCUUCCCGGAAGGCAUUCCUGCCGCGCUCCCCGGGGCACCCCUCAAUUGUGUACUACGUCCUUGUUUAGUGUGUAUCCGUGCCCACGUAGAUGAUGUCUGUGACGUAGUUUUGUUUGAAAUAUGAGAAAAUGCGGCUUAAACUUUGAUCUGUAAGGAGCGGGGCCGUGGCCGUUCGGAGCACGCUGUAGACACCGUUCCUCAUGCUGCCGGGUGGGUUUUGCAGAAGCUCCCUUAGUGAUUUCACGUUGAACAGGCAGCAUCCAUUUUCAGAAUUUCCUGGCAUUGAUUUAUAUUUUGAAGCAUACAGGAAACUUCUCGUUUCCUCGUUUAGCCCCACCCAGAUCAGGUGAAAGGGCAGCUUUAAUGGUGGUUUUUAUGGACCACAUUAUCAGAGAGCACUGUGCAAGCCAAAUGGUUCAAUAAUGAAUGAAAAUUCUGGGUGUAAAGAGUAAAUAUGCCCUGGCUCUUUCUACCAAUGUUUGCUCCUGGUUGGAAAGAAACCAAAGAUUUAAGACGGGCUGCUCUUCCAGACUGGCUGUGCCUGCCUGUGCCCAGCAACCUGUGCAGCCGGCAGUGUGCCUGGUGUCACGCCAGGAGGCUGUGGCUGCUGUGGGCCCUCUGGAAUUGUGCUCCUCACAAAGUUUCCCCAAAAGGUUCUUCUAAGCCUUUAUUGUCCCUGGUAAAUGUUUCCCGGCUGGACGCGGUGGCUCACGCCUGUAAUCCCAGCACUUUGGGAGGCCGAGGCGGGUGGAUCACCUAAGGUCAGGAGUUUGAGAUCAGCCUGCCCAACAUGGUGAAACCUCGUCUCUACUAAAAAUACAAAACUUAGCCAGUCUUGUUGGCGCACGCCUGUAAUCUCAGCUACUAGGGACGCUGAGGCAGGAGAAUCGCUUGAACCCAAGAGGUGGAGGUUGCGGUGAGCCAAGAUUGCGCCACUGCACUCCAGCCUGGGCAACAGAGGGAGACUCCAUCGCCCCCCUCAACAAAAAAAAAAGUUUCCCAUACACUGGCCUGCCCCAAAACCCACUAACAAUUUUAGCAUAACAGUCCAGGCCAAAGAGGAAGCAUUUCAUGUUCAAUAAGAAACCCAGCCAUUCCGCAUGGCUGGUUCCUGAGUGGCUCUGGUGAUACUCGCCAGCCACCUGCUGACAUUCAGAAUCUCAGACCUCGGGACUGCUGUUGCGGUACCGUGUGUCUGACACCCGCCAGCAGCCCUUUGCUAUCUGCGCGCAGGAUGGGGGUGACUGCCCAGACAUUCCCGCUAGAUAGGCUCUGAUUUCCGGGGCAGCCUUUCAGAUGCGGCAGACAUACAACACCUGUACUUUAGAGUUUUAAGGAAAAAAAAAUCAGAAGUGCUGGUUAGAUAGUAAAAACUUAGGAUAACUUAGAAAGGCUAGUUUUAGCUUCCUUUGUGGCUCCCUGGUGCAAAACAAUUAGCAGUUAUGCAAUGGACCUGAUUCUAGUUUAUUCUAAUUAAGAAGUGAGGCCGGGUUUGACUUCGUUCCUGAAUACAAUCUUGAGUAACUGGGAAAGUCUGAGUGAAAGGAUGGCCUCAUUCUCUUUCUAAUCUUGCUGGUUUCAAGAUUAGAAAAUGGCAUUAUUUGAUCUGAAAUGUUUGAGAAGACACAAAUAAAGUUACUUGGGCAGA
Molecule: messenger RNA, 2186 nt
Organism: Pan troglodytes (chimpanzee)
Lineage: Eukaryota; Metazoa; Chordata; Mammalia; Primates; Hominidae
Exons: 1
Coding region: 1-606 (201 amino acids)
Source: RefSeq, a predicted model, not a curated record